UUGGUCCGUGCGCUUGCAAAUCGGGAAAAGGCUAUCUUCGAGCUCUUCAAACGGCUUGAUGGAAAUGUAAAUAGAAAUAUAGAGUUGCGGGACGACGCGGACGCGGCGCUGGCGCUGCUGCAAGUGUUGGACCGUUGUGGACUUCUUCGCUGGAUAGCCGACAACGCGACCCCAUUUAUCUUGAGUGAUGGACAUGGCAACUGCAUCUGGCGUUGCACCAUGUGCGGGAAGUACGUGCCCGCGCUUCUGCGCCUGGACUUCCACGAGUGCAGCAUUGGCGUGUUCCGGGUACCGUCCCGCCUGGUGCCGCGCCAUCCCGGCACUGCCGACUGCCUGUUAUGCGGUCUGACCGUGGGCGGGCCCGGACCGCGAGCUGUGGGCAAUUGCGCUCCUGGGGCAUGCGGCUCAGGGGCUUGCGGGUCGGGGGCAUGUGGUUCAACGGCAGCGGGCUCAGCAGUGCAGGCCGGCGGUGCACCCGGCGGCUGCAGCCCAGCCCCCGCCGCCCCCGCCGCGGAGGAAUCCGGCUCUGGCUCUGGCUCUGGCUCUGGCUCUGGCUCUGGCGGCUACCACGCCUGCCGCAGCCUGUUCCUGCGGCUGGUGCUGUUGGACCUGGGCGGCAUGGUGGGCAGCGAGCAGGGCCGGCUGGCGGACAUCACGCAGGUUGCCGCCGCCGCCUCCGCUCAACUGCGGCGGCUUUGCGGCCGGCUGCGGCUGCUGAAUGCACGCACCGCCGCCGCGUGCCAGGUACCUUCGCGUCUCAGCCAGUGCGUCACAGUGGUGUGGACUGCGGCCAGUAGCCUGGCGAUUCAGGAGCAGGAGCAGAACCAGGAACAGAGCCAGGGGCAGGAGCAGGACCAGGAGCACAAGCCAGGGCCGAGCCAAGGGCAGGAGCAGGGCCAGGAGCGGGGGCAGGAGCAGGGGCCGGUUCAGGGCCAGCAGCAGGGGCAUGGCAACGGGCAGGCCGCGCAGGAGCAGGGCCGAGGGCAGGAGCAGGGUCAACGGCAGGAGCAGGAAGGGAAGGGGCAGCGGUACGCGUUUCGGUCCAAGCGCGCGGGCGGGACGCCGCUGCUGGAGCAGCUAGGCUGGCGGCAGGACGCCGCCGGUGCAGCAGCAGAGGCGGAGGGCGCGGCUGGGACGGAGGCGAUGGCAGCAGCGCCAGGAACAGAGCAGCAGCAGCAACAACAACAGCAGCAGCAGCCUCGUGCGCAGCGGCCGCGGCGUCUGCAGGGGCUGUACCGGGUGCGCGGCCGGGCGCUGGUGUACUGGGGGCCGCAGGUGCCGGCGGACCGGGACGGCGAGGUGCUGACGGGGCAGGGCGCGGCGGCCUUCAGCGACAUGUGCCUGGCCACGCAGGAGCAGCUGAGGCGGGCGGCGGAGCGCGCGGCGGAGCGGGAGCAGGAGGAGCGCGAGGCGGAGCGGCUGGCAGAGGAGCGGGCGGCGGCGAAGCAGGCGCAGGAAGAGGCCCUGCGCCAGCAAGAGGCGGCGGAUGCGGCAGGGCUGCGGCCAAAGCGCAGGCGGACGGGCCUGCUGCCGCUAGAGCAAAGCCCGUCGCCGCGAGGCCGCAGCCGCCCGCGCUCAGGCAGUGCGCACGUGCCUGGCGGUGCCGCGGUUGCUACCACGGCGGUUGCGGCGGCGGUCGCGGCCCAGGCUGGAGGAGGCGAUGGAUAUGCGCAACCGCCGGCGCCCGCCGCUGAUACGCAUCAGGUGACACCCCACCCGGCGUCACCGCAAGGCACAGCGCGCCUCCUGCGCAGUACGCUGCGUGGCCCGGAAGCCGAGGCCGGCCAGCCGCCAGCCCUGGCGCCCGCGUCGCCACAGGUGCCACCGCCUCCACCGCCGCCUCCUCCACAGCAUCAGCACCCACCAUUGCAGCCAGCAGCAGCAUCUGGCCCAGAACCGCCCGCCCAGGUGGAUGUUCCGCACCAGGCACAGGCACCCCGGGGCGCGCCGCUGUCGCCUCGGCGGAGCAGCAGGCUUGCACCGCCGCAGCAGCUCACGCGGCAGGCACAGCCGCAACCACUGGCACAACGGGGUCAGCAAGUGACGCAGCCGCAGCCACAGCCACAUUCACUGCCGGCAGAGGCAACAACAGCCCUCGAGCUUCGGGCGACGUCGCCGGGGCCCGGCGCCGCGAGCUCUUGCCGCAGCCGGCCGGCGCCGCAGCCGCUGAGCCAGGAGGCAGGAGUCCAUGGGCGCGGGGGCGCCCUGCGGCAGCCAUCGGUGUCGCCUGGCCCCACCAGCCCAGUGACGCGGCCACAGGUGCGCGCGUCUACGUCCCCACCGCCUCGGGACGCCCUGCAGCCCGGCGCUUCCCCUCCUGCGCCGCGGCGGAGCUCCCGGCUGCUUCAAGGCGCUGGGGCCAUGCACACUCCUCACCUGGCGGCAGGGGACCCCAGGGCGCAACCAGUGGCGGACUUACCGGCGCAGCAGGAGGGGGCAGCGCGGCAGCAGCAGCCGCGGCCGGCAGCCGCUGUGGACGCGCCCGCCCUGGCUGGGUCCAGCCGCGCCGUGAGUGUGCAGCCCGAGGACAUGCCCUUGCUGCAGCCCGGAGCGGAGCAGCAGCAGGCGCGGGGCGGUGUGGCGGGGCCGCCGCCGCCGCCGCCCGGGGGCGACGUGGUCAUCCGUGGCUUCCCCAUGGGCGGCAUUGCGGCGGUGGCCAACCACGAGUGCGACCCCACCGCGGACGUGUACCAGACCCUGGUGCUGAUGCCGCGCCUCGCGCCAGACCCGCCCCCACACCUGCACCUGCAGCAGGCGGGCGGCGCCGCGGCAGCCGCACAGCCGGCGGCCAGCUGCUCGGGCGCGGCCGCCGGCGCGGUGGACAUAAGCAUGUCGUCCGCGGCAGCGGCGUCCGGCUCGGCGCCGGUGCCCAUGCAGGCGCACGUGCCGGUGGUGUUCCUGCGGCUGCACAAGGAGGACCAGCAGGGGCGCAGUACGGCGGGCGAGUACGGGCUGGUUGAGAUCACGUACAAGUACGGCGCCACCACCACCGUACGGGCGGAGGCGCUGCGGUGCCAGUGCCGGCGCGGCUGCCCGGGCUGGGUGUGCGAGUACGUGCCAGAGGAAGGGGGCGCGGGGGAAGAAGCGGGGGCUGGCGCCCAGGGCGCGGCUGGGGCAGUGCAGGAGCGGCCGGGUGGUCGGGCUGCAGCGGUGCCGGCGGUGGUGGUUGGGGCUGCGGUAGCGCCGGGCGGUGUGGGGGAGCCAGGCGGGUCGGGGCAUGGGCACGGCGGCGCACGCGAGCAGGCCGCACACAAGCGACUGUGAUCCGAGAUGGAGGGAUGGUUGGUUGCUGCGCGGAGUGUGGCGGUCUGCUACUCUGUGGGUUUGCGGGCGUGUGCGCUGCGAAAUAGAUGAAUGGAGGUUCUAGGACAGCUCUGACUCACCCCCGACUAUCCCGUUUACGGCAAGCCAACCCCCGAGCCGUACUAGAGUCCGGGAUCGCAGACUCGCAGUCGGGUACCACUGCAACCAGGAGCUUGAGGUUGCACGGAAAGCCCUUUGGGAAGCUGCCAGCCUAUAAUGACACAUAUUUGACGUGAGUUGGGUGACGGUAGGACUGCGUGUGUAUUUUUGCGGGUGGCCGGCUAAGGAGUUGCACAUGGAUGCAUCAUGAUUGUGGCGGGCUACUGGGUGCCGCCGGUUGGCACGCAUCACGACUGGGAGCUGCUACUUGCACGCGGCGUUGGCUGAGCAAUCCUGCAGUUGGGUCUUGGGACUAAGAUGAAUUCAUUGGGCUGACUAUCUUUGCGGGGCCGGCGGUCACAUCGGUACCAUCCAGGCGUGGUGCCAGCUGCCUACGCUGCAAGACGGGGCAAUGCACUGAGCGUGGGUAGGCGUAGCUGUAACAGUCGGCUGACCUGGACUUGGGCGCGCGGCGGCCCUGCCUCUGGGGGAUGGAGAACCGGGGGGAAAUGGGCCAACCAACCAACGCAUGGCGAAGCGUGGUGCGCUGCCUCACCUGCCUGUGCAUGCGUGUGUACAGCCAGGGGCUUUCGUGGAGCAGACGAGCAGUAUGACGGCCUUUAACACGAAUAACCUGCACCUGAUGGCGUAGCCAUCACGGUCUGGACGCCUAGGGGGGGGCAUGGCCGCAUGGGGCCUACUUUGUACUCAGGACUCCGAUUCUCUGCA
Molecule: messenger RNA, 4131 nt
Organism: Chlamydomonas reinhardtii
Lineage: Eukaryota; Viridiplantae; Chlorophyta; Chlorophyceae; Chlamydomonadales; Chlamydomonadaceae
Exons: 3
Coding region: 220-3264 (1014 amino acids)
Source: RefSeq, a predicted model, not a curated record